Lagenorhynchus albirostris (white-beaked dolphin) is the source of this 2240-nucleotide messenger RNA. RefSeq names its product MYST/Esa1 associated factor 6 (gene MEAF6). The coding region runs from base 38 to 613 and encodes 191 amino acids. The record is from RefSeq and is a predicted model, not a curated record. NCBI's taxonomy places the organism in Eukaryota, Metazoa, Chordata, Mammalia, Artiodactyla, Delphinidae. Gene Ontology annotation, cellular component: NuA4 histone acetyltransferase complex. The transcript has 9 exons.
CCCAGCUUGGCCCCGCCACCGCCCGCCUCGGCACAACAUGGCGAUGCACAACAAGGCGGCGCCGCCGCAGAUCCCGGACACCCGGCGGGAGCUGGCGGAGCUCGUGAAGCGGAAGCAGGAGCUGGCGGAAACACUGGCAAACUUGGAGAGACAGAUCUAUGCUUUUGAAGGAAGCUACCUGGAAGACACUCAGAUGUAUGGCAACAUUAUUCGUGGCUGGGAUCGGUAUCUGACCAACCAAAAAAACUCCAAUAGCAAAAACGAUAGAAGGAACCGGAAGUUUAAGGAAGCAGAGCGGCUCUUCAGUAAAUCCUCAGUUACUUCAGCAGCUGCAGUAAGUGCAUUGGCAGGAGUUCAGGACCAGCUCAUUGAAAAGAGGGAGCCAGGAAGUGGGACGGAAAGUGAUACUUCUCCAGACUUCCACAAUCAGGAAAAUGAGCCCAGCCAGGAGGAUCCUGAGGAUCUGGAUGGAUCUGUGCAGGGAGUGAAACCUCAGAAGGCUGCUUCUUCUACUUCCUCAGGGAGUCAUCAUAGCAGCCAUAAAAAACGAAAGAAUAAAAACCGGCACAGCCCGUCUGGCAUGUUUGAUUAUGACUUUGAGUAUGUAUAUUAGGUUAGGCUGGGAAGUUUUUUUUAAAAACAGAAAAACGUGAUGGAGGAUUGAUCUGAAGUUAAACAAAAAACCACGAGCUGAUUAUUAGAAGACUCAUUAGUGCAGAAGCGUCCAGGCUAUAGAGCCCUGCUUCCCUCCUCCGACCUCACAAAGAUAAACACCCCUCACCUGGCUGCGUGGCCAUCCAUCUCUGCUUUCCCAGACCUGGUGCCUGUGACUCUGAGUAGUUUGUUCUGAAAUGUGGUGACAAACAAGUCAUUUCUGUAAGACCAUAUUGGAGCAUUUAUUUUGUGUCAUUUUCAGUAACAAUUGCAGGACGACCCAAGACAUUGUUUUAAUCCCAGCAAGUUGCUAACUGUGCAUUUCUCCGUUCUUGGAACCAAUGUCUCCCCCGUCAAACUGGCUGGCACCAGCUUCAUCUGUGAUGCGCAUCGAGAAAUGGUCUCUAGGUUUGUUUUAUGCUGAACGUAGAACAAGUCACAUUUCAGAGGGAGGCUGUAAAUAUCUGGCGUUUUCUUAUUUUGUUUGUGUUUUAUCGUUUUUCUAUGAUUGUUUUUACCAUCUUAUUUGCUUUGGGGACUUUUUGUAAUGCCAUUAUACAGCUCAUACCUUCCUGCUGACAUAUCUGAUCAUCUCUUUCGUGCAGUUGCCAAUAUUCUUAACUGAAAGUAAUUUGGUUUACCAUAAAUAAAAUGGGGACUUGGCUUUUUGUUUCUUUGCAGAGGGAAGGUAAAGAGUGUUUAUUUAAUAAUUACCUAUCUUAAAUCUUUUUGAGUUGGAAGCAGUUUCAUGUUCAAGGAACAGGAAAAACUGAAACACAUGAGUUUAAAUGAGUCCUUUUAAAAUAGGUAUUUUUAUUCUUUUGUAUAAAUAAAAUUUCACAGGCUUUGACUUCUCAUCCUUCACCUUUAAACUUGAGAUUGUUUUUUCACUUACUUAUUCGUAUCAUGCCUUACGGAAAUUUCUUUCUCCAUCUUUUCUCUCUCUUUGAUGGUAUUUGCCUGAUUAAAUAUUGCUCUAAAAAUGACUAAGGCACAUGGAAAGGCUCUAAACUGUACCCAAAGCUGCUAACGCCUGGAGUCCUUGAGCAAAGUGAAUGACAGGAUCACCGAGAGGCCGCGAUGCCCAGCAAACGCCCCUUCCUUUCAGGGUGGAUGGGCCGAGGAGUCUGUUGAUGGUUGUUACCUGCCUCUGGAGCAGCGGCCCUCCACCUCGGCUGCACAUUGGAAUCACCUGGGUUGCUUAAAAAAAUACCAGUGCCUGGGUCGCACUCCCCAAGACCCUGACUCGACUACAGCCUAGUAUUGGGGAUAUUCGUUCCAAGAGUCCCUGGCAUUCUGACAGGAAACCAAGUGGAGAACCACUGCAUUAGGAGACUGGAUUGUUCGAUUUCAAUCCCAUGUCAUGAAUCAGUCUAAGGGAUAAGCUGUGGGGCCUCACCUUUCCUUUGACUCUAUUUAGUCAUAAAUACUUAUCUCCAUAUCUUUGUUAGAAAAAAUACGUUCCAUUUGUGGCAAUGUUGGUAGAGCUGAAAUACGGAUGGCGUCUAUUAUCAAAACACGUCGACCUUGUCAGAUGUGCAAAAGCUUCCUCUUGUUCUCAAAUAAACUUUUUUUUUUUUUUUUGA